Messenger RNA from Westerdykella ornata, 942 nucleotides. RefSeq lists its product as uncharacterized. Gene Ontology annotation, cellular component: mitochondrion. The transcript is spliced from 3 exons. NCBI's taxonomy places the organism in Eukaryota, Fungi, Ascomycota, Dothideomycetes, Pleosporales, Sporormiaceae. The coding region runs from base 1 to 942 and encodes 313 amino acids. Gene Ontology annotation, molecular function: oxidoreductase activity. The record is from RefSeq and is a predicted model, not a curated record.
AUGAAGCAUGUCUCGGCGAAAGCAUCUCUCAGCCACGAGGAGCGCACAGCUGCAGAACCGCGAGAUAAAGGCUUGCACCCUGUUACCAUCCGUGAUAUAACUCCAGUGAACGAACGAAUAAGACUGUUCAAGCUCAGUGCAGUCAAUGCAAGGGGAAUCAAGUUCCUUCCUGGCCAAUGGCUCGACGUCUACAUGCCAAAUAUCUCAAAGGCCGGUGGAUUCACAGUCACCUCUUCUCCGCGGUACGGUGCUUCAACCUCCGGGACAGAGGAGUCUGUUCCGUUUGUGGAGUUGGCCAUUCAGAAGAGCCCUGAGAACCCCGUGGCGGCAUGGCUGUGGAGGGCCCAUCAGGAUAUUCUAGGUACCGUCUUGAAUGUUCGCGUGGGUGGGAGUUUUGUGUGGCCGCCGCCAGGGAUGGAUGAGGAGAGUGUGACGAGAGCCGUCUUUGUUGCCGGUGGAGUGGGGAUCAACCCACUCAUGUCCAUGAUCACCCAUAUAUGCGAAGAUACAUCCAGCAAGGCUCACAUACAUCUGUCGUACUCUACAAAGAUGCCUUCGUCGCAUUCGGAACAGCAUCAAAUACUCUUCCUGGAUCGAAUCGUGCGCCUAUUUUCCAAUCGAGGAUCGUCGUGUUCCUUGGAUCUGCACAUCACCGGUACCUGGGAUGGAUCUAAACUUCCGCAAGCUACUGAGUUAGCCAGACAGCUGAUGAUUUCGGACCCUCAGAGCGGUGGUGCUUCUUUCAACCUUCCAGCUACGUCUGUUCACCAGACCCGGAUCAGUAUGCAGAGCUUACAGGAAGCUAUCGGUCCGGAAGAAGGCCGAGCAACGUCGGUUUAUUAUGUCUGUGGGCCGCCGAAUAUGACGGACAGUACAGUUGAGCAGCUGAGGGGAACUCCUGGUAUCCGACCUGAGAGAGUGUACUGCGAGAAGUGGUGGUAG